Messenger RNA from Fonsecaea multimorphosa CBS 102226, 990 nucleotides. RefSeq lists its product as uncharacterized. The transcript has 2 exons. Lineage: Eukaryota; Fungi; Ascomycota; Eurotiomycetes; Chaetothyriales; Herpotrichiellaceae. Bases 1 to 990 code for a protein of 329 amino acids. Gene Ontology annotation, molecular function: protein binding. The record is from RefSeq and is a predicted model, not a curated record.
AUGACGACUACCAAUAUCGAUCCUACUGGUGACCUUGUCAUCGACAUUGAGAAUGAACGCCUCCGAAUCUCGUCCAAAGUCCUCUCUCUAGCGUCUCCUGUGUUUGGUGUAAUGCUCAGUUCAGGUUUCAAAGAGGGGACUCCACAGAGCACAGAUGACAGUCCUCGCGUCAUUCCUUUACCGGAGGAUGAUCUCGAAGCUUUCAAACUUGUCUGUAGAGUCAUUCAUUUCCAGCUCGAUCAGAUUCCACAAGAGCUGAAAAUCGACUCGCUGGAGAAACUGGCCUUGGUCUGCGACAAAUAUCAAUGCACCGUCGCCAUGAGGCAUUGCGCGGCGUUGUGGCUGCAGAGUCUUUCCGACACAUACCUCGCUGUUGAGCUGAAUAGACAACUGUUGGUGGCGUACCUCUUGGACUUACCCACCGCUUUUUCAGAUAUCUCUUGGAGGUUGAUGCAGGCACAAGCCGGCCCCUUUGAAGCAUUACCUGGUCUAACGGACCACCCUACUGUCCCGUGCUCUCUACUGGAUGUGCUCAAUACCAGGAGAGUCGAGAUCAAUCGCAAAAUGGAGAAGAUUCUCAUGCACCCGGUCUCCCGCCUCCUGGGCUGUUCCUGUCGAGCCUCAUCUGACGGAGUGACAAAGUAUCUCUCCACCCUACGGAACCAGACAAUCGCUCCCUACGAAGAUGGCUUUGAGUAUCUGAGUUUACUUAAAGUAGUCGAUAAAGUCGCGAACUUACCCAACAGCCUUGCGGGAGAAGCAUCCUGCACGAACGGCUCAUACUCCCGCUGCGAACUCGCUUCUUCGCGAGACGGUUCAAUGAAGAAAAAGCUAACAAAGGAUCUGUCCACCUUGAUGGAUUCAGAACCCGGCCUCUGCCUUGAUUGUGUAAAGACCGGACGUAAAUCAAAGGUUGACGGGACCUGCAGAGUUCAGCACUUGUCAAACCUCGUUGCAACUCAUGGAUACCGAAAGGAGGUCACUCGGUAG